Adineta steineri is the source of this 681-nucleotide messenger RNA. The record is from the annotation of a GenBank genome assembly. Lineage: Eukaryota; Metazoa; Rotifera; Eurotatoria; Adinetida; Adinetidae.
AUGUCAUUUGGUGAUAUACUAUUUGGCCAGUACUCAUUUUGCAAAUGGAGUGUAAACAAACUGAAAAAUAUUCAAACAUUUAUUGGAUCAGAUUACAAAGUAGCAUCUACCUUUCAAGAUGAGGUUGUUAAUCCCAAGGACUUGGAACCGAAUGAUCACAUCUAUAUUCCUGGAAAUCAUUCAUAUCCUGUCAAACGAGAUGCAGGCUCUGCCGCAUAUUAUCAUCAUGGGGUUUAUUUAGGAGUCAUUGACGGUGACAAAAAGGUUACUGACUUUGGUCGUGACAACGACAAGUAUCCAGUUAUCUGCACAUUCGAUGAAUUUCUUGGGGACUCCAAUGGUCAUCAAAAAUCAGUCAAACAAAUGUAUAAACGAGUUUACAAGGAAAGUGAAAAAUUAUUAUCAGCUUCAGACUCAUUUACUCUGGCAAAACAAAUGUGCGAUUAUCAAGACUGGGGUGAUUAUGAUCUACUAACUAGUAAUUGCGAGACCUAUGCUACUUACAUCAAAACUCGAAUACCAUAUUCUUCACAAGCAUUUCUCGCCCAAGGAUUCUCAGCUUACAAUCAAAACAUUCGUAAGUCUAGAACUCUACCUGAAAUGGACACGUCAUGUAGAGAAUAUCAUUUGAAUAAUAUUCUACCAUUUGGAAUUGGAUCUUGGGUUAAUAAAUGGAUUUGA